AUGUCGUUUUUCUCCUCAUUCACGGCCAAUUCCAACCUCGCCACCGCCAAGGCCAUCCUCUCCACGGCCGCCUCGGUGGCCGCCACGGCAAUGGUGAUCCGCUCGGUGGCCAACGAGCUCCUCCCGCAGGAGCUCCUGUCGUACGUCACCGGCGGACUCCGCAGAGCGCUAUCGCGGUACUCGUCGGAAAUAACGAUGGUCAUCGAGGAGUUCGACGGCCUCGCGAGCAACCAAAUCUACGAGGCGGCUGAGACCUACCUGGGCACUAAAAUCUCCCCCACCACGCAGAGACUCAAGGUCACCAAAACCGAAACCGACGACACCUUCGCCCUCACAAUGGAGGGCAACGAGAUCGUCACCGACGUGUUUAACGGCGUCAAGUUUAACUGGCUCCUCGUUUGCCGUCAAGUGGAGACCCGACACUUUCACAACCCGCGCGACCUGAACUCCACUUUGAAAUCGGAGGUUCGGUCCUUGGAACUCACCUUCCACAAGAAGCACAAGCACACGGUCCUCAACGCCUACCUUCCCUUCAUUCUGAGGGAGGCCAAGUCCUUGAAGCAGGAGACCAAGGCCGUGAAGAUCUUCACUGUGGAUUACAAUAACAUGUAUGGGAACCCCAACGACACCUGGUCGGGGAUCAAACUGGACCACCCCGCCACGUUUGACACGCUGGCGCUGGAGCGUGACGUGAAGGAGUUUGUUAUAAGGGAUUUGGAGAGGUUUGUGGCGAGAAAGGAGUAUUAUAGACAAGUUGGGAAGGCGUGGAAGAGAGGCUACUUGCUCUAUGGACCUCCCGGUACAGGGAAAUCCAGUUUGAUUGCUGCCAUGGCUAAUUACUUGCGGUUUGAUAUCUAUGACUUGGAGCUCACCGAGUUGCAAUGCAAUUCCGAACUCAGGAGGCUGCUCAUUGCCAUGGCUAAUAGGUCCAUUCUUGUUGUUGAGGACAUUGAUUGCACUAUUGAGUUUCACGACCGCAGAACGGAGUCCAGAGCCUCCUCUCCUGGAAAAAAAGACAGACAGGUUACCCUGUCGGGGUUGCUGAAUUUCAUUGACGGAUUAUGGUCAAGUUGUGGGGAUGAGAGGAUUAUAGUGUUCACAACAAACCACAAGGACAAGCUUGACCCAGCGUUACUCCGCCCUGGUCGCAUGGAUGUUCAUAUUCACAUGUCCUAUUGCACUCCCUGUGGUUUUAGACAGCUAGCUUUCAAUUACCUGGGAAUCAAAGAACAUUCUCUCUUUCCACAGAUUGAGGAAGAAAUUCAGAAAACCCAGGUGACUCCAGCUGAAGUGGCAGAACAGCUUCUGAAGAGCAGCGACAUUGAAACUUGUCUAAAGCGGCUUAUAGAUUUCCUAAUAAAGAAGAAAGAAACACAGGAACUGGAGGUUAAAAGGAAGGAACAGGAGGCCAAAGAUAAAGAGGAGCUUGUUGCUGGUGGUAAAGGAGAAGAGGGUGAUGAUGACGAAAAGAAAAGUACAACCGAGUUAAACAACAACACCUGCUGA
Molecule: messenger RNA, 1506 nt
Organism: Sphenostylis stenocarpa
Lineage: Eukaryota; Viridiplantae; Streptophyta; Magnoliopsida; Fabales; Fabaceae
Source: the annotation of a GenBank genome assembly